This is a messenger RNA of Porites lobata, 22561 nucleotides long. NCBI's taxonomy places the organism in Eukaryota, Metazoa, Cnidaria, Anthozoa, Scleractinia, Poritidae. The record is from the annotation of a GenBank genome assembly.
ACAAAAAUAUUUGUGCUAAAUUUACUGAAGUUUCGAAAGUAAACUUCCGUAUGUAAACUAUACUGUACUCAUGAUAAUGCACCUUUGCGGCAGAAUGUACAAUACAUGGUUUGAUCAUCUCUCCUCCGACCCUCCAACUUCAUAGCGUGAUGGAACAGCGACCUACGUCGAAGAUUUUUGUCACUGCUGUUUUGGCGCUCUGUCUCGUUGGCUUGCAUGUGUCGUUGCGAGAACAACAAGCGGAAAAGACAUUGGAUCACAAUGGCAGUAAUCGACAGAAUCGAAAGCUUUUACAGUACAACACGAGCAUGUAUUCAAAUCAGCGGGCUUCGUCGAAACCGAGACAUGAACUACAACAUGCCCGAACGGAGGUACGUAUAACAAGAAGUAGAUGUUACUUGACACUUCCUGUUUUUUUCAUUUUACUUUGUAUGCACCAAGAAGGGUCUUCCAUUCGCUAAAACUGAAACAGUAUGAACCUUAAAUGGACGAAAUUGUGUCAGAUUGAAGGAUUUAUUAUCUAUUUUUGUACAUAUUAUCUUACAUUUGAAAGUAGCUUUGAAAUUCAGCCUCAUAUGUACAUUGUUUUGCUGCAAUGAGUUUCUUUCAAUGCACUUGCUCAUUUUUUCCUGAAUUCCACUGAUGGGUUCAGUUAACAUAACAUAACAUAAAACUUUAUUUAAACUCGAAUUUUAGAGUAGCUAACAAGCUAAUAUCUUCGAGCUGACACUACAUAAAAACUAUAUAGAAAAUAUAUAUACAUUAAAUGCAAGGAAAGAAAAUAUCAUUUACAAUUCACAAUUUUAAGUUUAAGUAUGUCAGGCAAAAAGAAUCUACAUGAAGGUAAAAUCCUGUAUUUUAGUCUUAAAGUCUGCAAAAAAACUGGUACGAAAAAAGUCCGACAGUGCAUUCCACUGCUUAGCUGAAAAGUAAGAAAAGGAGUUAAGACCAUAGGUAGUUGUUUUAGGUUUACUUAGUGAAAGAAUGUAGUUGCCACGAAGAUCAUAGGAAGAGGACCGGAGUGAAAACAUAUUCUUCAUAUAAGUAGGAAAAUGAGUGAAAAACAAACUCUUAUAUAACAGAAUGAGGAAAUUUUGAAUGCGUUUGUUAAACAAAGAAGUAGAGCUGACUUUUGAGAGAAGAGUGUUGUAUGGAGACGAGUAAUCUCCAAGUAUAAAUCUAAGUAUUCUUUUAUUUAAAGCUUCGAGCUUAUCCGCAUCGCGCGCUCCACAAAAGUGCCAGACAGAGGAGCAAUAAUAAAAGUGAGGUAAAAUAUACGCUUUGUAAAGUUUGAAUAAGAUUUCCUUGCGUAUGAGUUUUCUAAAGCGCAACAUAACAUUAAAUUGAUUAUUAAUCUUUUUGCGUACAUUUGAUAUAUGUUUAGAAAAAUUCAGAUUAUUAUCUAUUUCCAUUCCAAAAAUCUCUAACGUGUCCUUUACUGGGAAGGAAAAACCAUACUCCGUAUCACCGAGGAUUAGACACUGGUGCUUGCUCUCAUUAACUAACAUCCCAUUUUCAUGGUACCACUGAUUGGCCACGCCAACAUCAUGAGAUACGCAUGCAUCCAGAGCUGCCGGAUCGAAGUGGGAGUAGUAUACCUGAUGAUCAUCCGCAUAAGCGUUCAACUUGGCCUUCUUGACGUGGAAGAAAAGAUCGUUUAUGAAAAUGUUGAAUAGCAUGGGACCUAACACACUCCCCUGCGGGACCCCACGCUUGACGCUUUCCCAGGUCGAAAAGGUGUCUCCAACUUUAACUCUCUGAGUUCUGCUAGAGAGAUAGUUCCUAAUUAGGGCACAACUUUUGUCGUCUAUACCAUAGGCCCUCAGUUUCGAAAGGAGGAGUGGAUACUGAAUAACAUCAAACGCUUUGGAGAGAUCCAUAGAAACUACUACAGUUCAGUCUGGCAGGAGAAAUAAUAUUUGAAGGGGAAUUUAGGGGAGAGAUAGGGAGGAAGUAUUCACUUAUGCAGCGUUUUUUGUGUCGUCGUAUUGCGUGAAAAUCGCUACAAAAAUGGCUGCGUAGAAGACUAGGGAGGAAGAGUUACAUAAUGCACAUGAUGAUUGAGUGCCUACCCGAGACUUCCCUCAUAGCCCUUGAAAAUGUUCACUGGUCGACAAACCUAUUGAAUCCUGCUCAUGCACGAAUCAAGCACACAAUGACCUGCAUAUUAUCAAAUAAUGUGGUCGGUCAGACCCCUUGCAAGUUUGUGGCCGUUUUUGUUUCAAUUUUCUCUCAACGUGAAGACAAAGAAAAGGGCUGUGUAGGACGACUCACUACUCCCUCCCUACCACUCCUCCUGCUUCCUUCAAAUAUGGUUGGUUACUCCUUCACCAGACUAAAGGUUGUAUGGAAAUGAACAAACUUUGAACAAGUGUAAAAUAAGAGUAGCCCAUAACCCUGACCACAUUCCUUUUAAAGUUCCUAAAAUUUGUUUAGAACCUCUAGUAAAAUUCAUCUUCAAAAAUUAGAGGUGGUCCACAGGGGUAGGGGUCCAUGAACUGGAGGUCCAUGUUUUGUAGACAUCCAUUACAAAGCAUGGGAGCAUGCAUUGUGACUGGUUUAUCCUUACACUUCUGCUUCCAAAUCCGACAAUUUGGUUUUCGCUAGAUCGUCAAUUAGAGAGUCAUAAGCAGAGUCGGAAGAAAAUGAAAACGUUCUGAUUCCUCCGACUUUGAUCCAAAUGCGCUUAUGACUCUACUUAUGACUCCAAUUUUUGAUUUUCACAAGGUCAUAAGUGCUCUUACAUCUAUGCUUAUGAUUCCGACUGUGAUUCCGUUGCUAGUGAAAACCAGUCUUAACAAUAGGUGAACUUUGUUUACCCAAUAAAUGAAGUAAGUUCGGCGGUUGAUUCAGACAUUGAACAUAAAUAGUCGGACCAAAUUCAUUUUCACAAUGUCAAUGGUCUGCAAUCAUAACAGUGAAAAUAUAAUUUAUUAUAGUAAUUUAUGCAUUAGGUUCAGCACAUGAGAAGUUCUAUGUAUGAAACAAAGUCGCCCCACAUUUGAAAUUUCCAUGUGGUCCACUCAAAUUAUCGUAAUUCAUAGGUCGAUCCAAAUUAGAUAUGUUGAACCGUCGAUCUCUUCAUAUACUUAAUUGAAGGGAUUAGGUUCAGUCCAUUUAAAGAUCAACAUUUGAGGCGUAAGAUGGUCUCCGUAAGGACCAGCCCUUACUGUCCAUCUUAGAGAGGUGUCCAGCUUAUAGAGAGUAUGAGGUAACGUGGCAACAGUAAUAUUAUAUGAGAUAUAAGGGUGAACCUAUUCACACUUGAAUACACACUGGUUUUACCUGUGCAAACCAGUUAAAACUGGAACAAUGUAACAGAAAAGUGGAAUCAUUUUGUUAUUGUUCCAUCAAACUUUUAUUACAAGCCAAUGUUCACUGCUCAGUUAUCUAAAAGCAUAAAGCGUAACAGUAUACACUCUUCGAACUGGAACAAGACUACAGUUAACCACAUGUAACAAAAAUACAGUGUUCUCUGUUUUCACUGUCACACCAUCAAAAAUAAAAAUCAAAACCACUCAGUAGAAAAAGUCCAGAAUCUGAUGAAAGCAGAUAAUAUACAGUAUACAUUUAUGUGAAGUUAUGUCUCAACGCUGUCCUUCUUCAAGGAAGUUGAUGGAGCAUUGCUAUUAUCAGUUCAGUUUCGAUGUUACAACACUCAAGUUAAAUCUCCUGUAAUUAAGCUGUUUAGAAGCUGUCCAAAAAUAUUUGAUGAUAACGAAAAAAGUGUAUUAAGCAAUAAAUUGCAUUUUUUUAACUGCAGGAUUGUUCUAAACUGCGAAACUUGAACAGCUCAGAGGAGCGUUGUCACUUUAUCAAGUCAACUGAGAGUUGUCGAAUGGAUGAUGGGUUUAUUCAGUACUUACAGAUUCCAUACUGUUCAUUUCAUGGCCCUGUUGCCUUGGCGUUUUUCUUUCUGGUAGGUAAAUAGAAUAAAUAUGGACUAGAGGAGCCAUAUGAUUGCAAAGUAGUGGGAGGCAAGAAUUGUUGAGGGACAGAAUUGCAGGCUACAAAAGGAAGUAAUUCUCAUAUUAAGCUUUGUGGUUAAUGGCUAUUCAAAAUAAAAUUUAUGUACGCCAGUCUUCAGAUUUUCAAGUGGAUGGCUUUUGGUUUGUCUUAGAAUCUGUUCUUUUAAUUGGUGUUAAUAUAUACCAUCACCAGUUCAUGCCUUCAUGGCUCCCUUUUACCUCAACGGCUUUCAACUGGAGUAGAUCAGUUUCGAACACCAUAACCACUCAGAAGAUUGUAAGUCGGUGUCAUCUAACACUUAUUAUAAUGAUUAACUACUUUUAAUUUUACCAUGAGUGUAAUAUAUUUAGACAUUAAAUUUCUCUUUCACUCUUAUUUCAAAUCACUGUUCCAUUCUUAUUCUGCCUAACCAGGCUAUACCUGCAAAUAUGAGCCAAGAUAACCUCCACUCAGUUAUGAAAAACCAUAAUACUUCUAUGCGCUUUGUGACUGGACAACAAUAUUUAACAGCUUAUUAUGUUAUAUUUUGCAAAGCUUCCACAAAUAAUAAUCAUUCCUAUCUAUAUGUUGAUCCUUCUAGUCAUUGUAGCUAGAGGUCCAGCUAGACUUUAUUUUGAACAACUACUAACAGUUUUUAAUGUACAUAUUUAGUCUCUUUGGUUGGUAUUUCUCUUCGUCAUUCUGGGAUUGACAGCUGAUGACUAGUAAGUUUAUCAUGAAGAAAUUAUUGCGUCUUGAAUAUCUUAUCUUGCGUGAAGUAUUUUGAAAUUUUAUUAAAAUCAAUAUCAGCAUGCAUGGUAUUUAAGUUUCUCCAGACCAAUUUGGAAAUGGGUGUAUUAAUCUGUUUAUUUUUUAUUUAUGUGCAUUUAAUUAUCUCUUUGAUAUUAAUAGCUUCUGUCCUUCCCUGAUGGUGAUCUCAAAGACACUUAGAAUCAGUGAGAAUAUUGCAGUAUCCUUUAUAUAGUUUGCAGAAUGUUGACCUUUAUAAAUUAUCUUCUUUAUUGGUGCUCUGUCCAAUGUUGUUAUGGAGUUGGUUGUCUUUAAUCCAUGGUAAAGCCAAAUAUGAAACAAAAUUGUCUUGUACAGUAAUAUAUGCAAAAAGGGGUGAUAAAAUAUUGCUAAGCCUUUUUUCAGAAAUCGGGUUAAGUAAACCCAAACUAAUGAUCACUGUAAAAUUAUGUAAAAGGUGUGCCCACAGUAAGUUCUCCAUAUGAAGUUGCCAAUCUCAGCUGUUGAAGGAACAGAAAUCAGUGCUUUCAGUUAAAAACAAACACACAGUGUGAUGCAUGUCUGAUCUCAAAGGAGUCCUUAUGUUAGUGCCUGACCCCCCCCCCCUUAUGCUCUGUCAAUCUGGAUACACUUCUACGUUUUUGUCCCAUAUAUAUGGUGAUACCCCUAAAUAAUUGUUCACUCCCUUCUAGCACAACUUCUAGAUUCCUUCUCUUCAUCCCUUCUAUACAUCCACACCUACACAUCUGUGUUUUAAGUGUUUAGAAUGGGACUACAUUAUACUGAUGAUUACAACUCCUGUUUUGACAAAUGGAAGACUAUAUUAACUUUUUGUCGCUAUUAAAAAUGUAGGUCACACUUCAUGGAAAGAGAAACUUAAUAAGCACCGCCCUCAAUUAAGCAUCCUCCCUGCAAUAAAUGCCCCCACCACCCACCCCCCACCCCCAGCCUUUAGCUGUAAUUUUAAAUAAGUGCCCGGGCGCUUCUUCAAGGAAAUACGGUAUAUUCUUUUUUUCACUUUGAGUUCCUUGACUGUAGUGUAACUAGGGAGUGACAUUUUUAGCCUAUGGCAAUGGUGCUCCUGAUAUUUUUAGUGCUUUGGCAGCUCUCUCUCAUGCCAAGAGUUCGAGUGCAGUUCAGCUUGGAAUGCAAGCCCUCUUUGGUAAUAAAUUUAUCCAGUAAACCUUAAUUUUAUGUGUUGGAAGUUCAUUACAAUUACGUAUUUAAAGGAGCUGUGUCAGAAAAUUUAUCAAAAUUUAGACAUUGGGAAUUGGAAUAUAAAAAUUAUAACUGCUUAAAACAUGAAAAAAUGUAUAAACAACGCAGAAACUACAAAAGGAGGCACGGAUGGACAAACUCAAAGCAUUUGUGGUUUUUGAAAACUUGUUAGCCUAACAGUUUUUCAAAGUUUUUCAUUGUUGUUGUUGACAACAAGUAAGUGGCAGUUGACAGUAUUCCCUGAUGAAAGGAUUGUAAUCAAAAUAACGGGCUUUGAGUCCCGGGGGGGGUACUCGCAGAAAAAUUGGGUAGGGGUGUGCGGCCCGCUUCCCAAAACCCUUACCCUAUUUAUGACCAAAAUCUGCGAUUUUCCCUAACCUAUUUAUGACCUAACCAAAAAUUUGAUACCCUAUUUAUGACCUGACCCUUAAAUCAAUACCCUGUUUCAGACCUGCCUUAUAAUUAUUUCCCUAGUUCAGACCAAUGUUAAAGGCAAUGUUUAUCUGCUUUUAUUAGGUUAGGGGGACAUGAUAAGGAAAUAGCUUCUUCUAAAAAAGUGCAUUCAAGACUACAGUGCAAAAAUCGUUACCCUAUCUAUGAUCAAAAUGGCGGCAAAAUAGCCAAAAUCGAUACCCAAUUUAUGACCAAAACGGCUGAAAAACCCUACCCUUUGGGGCCGCACAUACCUAUAUAGCCCAUAUUAGGGAGUACCCCCCCCGGGCUUUGAGUCCUGUUUUGGUGGCUUUUAACUAACCUUAAUCAUCAUAAAUCCACAUCUCCGCCCUUUUUUAGGUGCUGGUAUGUUUGUCACAACAGUUGUGGUUGGUGUAAUAUCCUUUGUGUCGACUGUGACUUUGGCAUCUCGUCCAUUCACAAGAGAUGUGUUGUUCUACUUGGGAGCUAUGUCUUGGGUGUUUAUCACCCUUUACAAGGAAAACAUUACCGUGGGAGAGGCAAUAGGUAUAUGGCUAAAUAAAUUCACAAUAUUAUUGUAAAGCUUCAAGAUAGAACAUACGUACUUUUGUGCUCCAAGUUAGCUAAAUAGAGAAUAUUACACGGUGGCGAGAAGAUAUGAAUUUUACGUUCAAGUUGCUCUUGCCACGAGAACAUAAAAUUCAUAUCUUCGAGCUAACGUGUAAUAUUCUUUUUAUUAUAUAAACAUACUGAUGAAGGCGUUUUUGAUGAUUUUCCCAAGAUUUCCGACCACCUUCCUAAGAUUUCCGAAGAUUUUUCAAAUUAUCCCGUAGACCAGACGAACGUUCCCGAACAUUUUCCGAAAAUUUCCGAAGAUGUCCGAAGAUUGCCGAGCACUUUCGAGGAAGACCCGAAGAUGUUUCGAUGAUACACCAACGAAUUUAAGUACAAUUUAAGAGACAAACCUGAUGUCAGUGAAAUUAUCGAUAUCUUCACAUGUAAAAAUAUCGUAUUUUUACGUGUGUUCAGAUACCACAUUUCUCGGUGGUAGAAAUCCUUGUAAAACACUGCAGUUUAUAUAAUAAACAGAUUUUUAAAGCACCGAGAAAUUCAUUUCGACAUUUCGACAUGUUACGAAAGAUUCGGUGGUUGGGUGUCGCUGAUUAGUAAUCGUAAAGUUCUGAAAGUAAUGACCCUUGUUACCUUUGGAUUUAGCAGCCUUCUCCCGAUCGCUACCUUUGGAGGGUCGCUACUUUGGGGAGGCCGUAACUUUCGGGUAGAUAAAACAUGUACCGUAUAAGGCCGUACGAAGUUACAGAAAUAAUAUCGCGACAAAUGGGAAAAAAUCCACAGUUUUUAUUUAGAAAAAUCUAUUCCUGUUUUUGCCUUGUAAAUAGAAAUUCAAAAGUAUUGUUUGAUUACGGUAUGGUUAUUCACAGACGAAAGGAAAACUUUUAAAAGAAAAAAAUGUAAUUUACUUUUAGAGUUACAUAAAGGAAUGUCAUAGAUCAUUAUAACCGUUAAAAGUAAAUCUCGGAUGAGUUUAGUAAAGCUUGUUGUAUCUAUUAUUUCCUUUAUUUCUAGCAAAAAGGAAAAUUACUUUUCAAGUUCCCUACUUUCAGGGUGUCGUUAUUUUCGGGGGUCGCUAAUUUUUUGCUAACAUCUGUGAAAUUUUAUCGCUACUUUCGGAACUUUACGCGUAGCACAAAAUGUUAGAAUGGGCUUAAACAAGUUGCUGCAAAUAAUAGAUGAUCGCAUGAAAGGCAGGUAUAUGGAAUAAAUAUCAAAUCUUUGUUUAACAAGUGACCACAGCAUUAGUAAGUGAAAUGGCGAUCUUCCUUCUGAAGUUUGGAUUUACUUACGGCCACUUCUGACUUACAUUUCUAUUGCGCACAGGUUUUAUAGUAUUUUACGUGGCUUACGUUCUUCUUGUUAUCGUUGGCCGCUUUAUCUACCAACGCUGGAAGAGGAAAAUAGCAGCAAUUGGUGAGUUUCUCUUUAUUUUAAAGUAGUAUUUUAAAUUAAUUCACAAUGCCACCUUUGCAAGACACUCCUCUUACAAAGACUGCCAGCACUAAGACAGUCUACUUGUAAGUUGAAGUUAAAUUUGUAUCACUUUUAAAAAUAAGUUAGACGUGAGAAUGCAUUUAAGGCCGGGCCCGUCCACACGAAUCCGAACAGUUUUGAAAUCAUUCACAACUGCAUCGCUAAAAUGGAGGUUGGGUGCCUGGAGUAUCCAGGGGCUUCCACUAUUGGCAGCCAGCCCCUAUAUUGAAAUAAUGCCCCCAUGAAUGGCACAACAGCGCAACCCAGCCAUGAGCCCCGACACCAAAGGAAAGGAACAGACACCCGUCACACUGAAAAACAUCAGUGGAGAAAAACCAACAAUGCCUAGGGGGAGGGCGGAAGGGGAAGAAAAUGGCUGACAGAACCUCGGAUCGAUUUAGCCAGCUACUGGGCAUACGCAUGCCAAAGACCGCUGACCUCAGGCACUUAAGGCCCUCUUGGUUGUUAACUCCUUUAAAUUGCAUUUAAAUGCAUUAUGUCUGUUUGCCUUAUUCGUGUGGACGGGGCCUUAAACACCUCUGGAGGGCGGUUUCAAAACAAUGCGGUUUCGGUCAGCGGAUUCACUGCGAUUCGUGCGGACGGAAGUGACGUAGCCUAAAAUUACCCAUAAUGUAAGGGUCAAGCUAGACAUUCUCAUUGCCCGUUUCCGGUUUCUGCUGGUUAUUUGACCCUUCGAGAAACGGACCCGCGACUUACGUCGCUGGCAUUCGCUCGCUUUGCGAGUGUCCCUCGCACCUACAGCGCUCACGCAGUCGACUUAUGCAAAUUCUAGGGCAAAGCCGGUACUGGCCGUUUUGUGAUUUGACCCCGGUGAAUCCUUGUCCCUUGUACCGCUUAUGAUGUCAGCAGUGUUUAAGGUUAUUUACAACUUUGACACUGAAAUUGUUAAGGCCAAGGGAUCCUUCAAGCAGUACACCCGGUGAGCGUAAUUUAGUCAAACAGGCCAAAAAAUGUAAAAAGAAUCCAGUUACAUAGUCUAAAAAUUAGAAUAAAAAUCUUGGUUACCUACACAUCUGUCAGCUUCCUUUGUAAUAUUUUCACAAUCUAAUGGGUUGUUGAGAAAACAUUUCGUACUGAAAUGAAGCUCAGUAAAUGACCAGCUAAAGAAACACAACAGAACAGGACAGAAAGCAAAAGGUAACAUUCUAGCUACUUUUUGUCGGUAACAUUCGAAAACGUAGUGCAGUUUUGGUUCUUUUAGAUAUAGUGACCAGAAAACGGUUUGGCUUGCUUCACACGGCGUUUUACGGCAUUGGCUCAACGGGUGAAUGAGUUAAUUGUUCAAAUUAAAAAUGGUAACUUAAUCAUUGGAGAUGAUGAUGUUGAUGUAGAUGAUGGUGAUGACGUUGAUGUUGAUUUUGAUGAUGAUGAUGAUGAUGAUGAUGAUGAUGAUGUUAGUAAAUUUUACCUUACUAGUUGUUCGUAAUCAAAUUUGUCAUUUUGUGCUACCGCUUAAAGUAGGACUUAUUGAUUUGCAUUUCUUUCCUAUACACAUUAGAGCAAAAAUAUCUCUUUUUGUUUUACACCGUAUUUGCUUUUUAAAUGUACAAUAAGAGUAAAUUCCAUAACAAAGCAAAGAUUUAUAUUGACAAACAAAAAAUAACAACAUUAAUGUGUAGUUAUAUAAUUAUGGUUUUGGAUACCUUAAUUGACAGACCGGUUUCUAGAGAGUGGUGAUCAUGUUGGAGUAAGACAUAUGAGAGAUACAGCUGGAGAAAGCUCUGAGUCACUUAUUGUUCCAGGCAAUACCAAUUCUGUUUCGUGUGAUGUGAGCCCUGAGCAAAGCAUGAGCGGAGAGAAUCUGGAUCAUACUGUGUCAGGUAUUGAAUUAAUCAUUUUAGGGAAGAUCCGACCGUGGACGGCAAUGGCAACUGAAAAGGACGUCAAAAAAUUAAUAGGUUUUACGGGCAAAUAGACCGCGAGCAGUGUCUCUUUUUCUUGGUCCGUCGAGCAAAACGCCCAAGACACGCAAAUGACCACGCGCGUGACUGAAGGCGCGAGACGGGAGAGCCCUCGUUUCUCGCGUCUCGCGGCUUCGCCGCUCAACGCUCGCACUCGCGUGCACUCUCCCUUACUACUGCUCGCAGUCUAAUAAACAAAACAACAGCUUCGCACUUGCAUCACACGUUUAUUGUGCAUUUCUUUGGGUGUCACUGCACGACUUCGACGUAAAAAUGUCUAUUUUCACGUUUUAUGGAGGAAGUAAACAAGCGACGACAAAAUUCUUCUUUCUCUUUGUGAACUUUGAUAUUUUUCCUAGGGAUUCAGCUCCAGUAACGUUCUCCUACGUUUCAGAAAUUAAGUGAGUUGGAAUAAUCUCGAUGGAGAUUGAAAGAAAGCGAAUUCACUCAGCGACGUUUUCGCUGCCCUCGCCGUCCUCAGAUCUUAAGGUCCCUAUUUUAGUAUAAAAAGAACGUUGAGGCUGACUAGAAUUAACCCGCCAGAUUUUGCAAACAACACGCAAAAAAUGUUCCCUUACUUAAAUCAAGAACGAUUAGCAUUUUUCUAUUCAGUUCUUCACUCGUUCUUGCACCCAGGAUCUUGCGUUAAUAUGAUCUGAUAUGAUUAAAUACGCAAUGGUCUUUCUCUAAUUUUCUCCCACUGUAUGAGGGCAACAUGGAAAAUCAAGGAACGCUAUACCCGGUCUUUCUUUUAGGAAGAGACGGGUUUUAAAAUGGCCUGGGUUUUUCCUUCGUCGUCGAAUCGCCCUCUGCUCUUUAAAGCGCAUGCCUGUACUGGCGGAAUAUCACGUGAUCGAUUUCCGGCAAAUUCAUUGGCUUAGAGGCAAAAUCUCCUUGACGUGUUGUCGAGAACAAAAGGCAGCUUUUUUGUCAGUCGGUAGCCAAUCUCGACCCAGAGCUCUUCUGCCCCUGUAGAGGAGAGAGAUCAAGAGGGUACGCGCAUUCCCAAACCCGUAAGCACUGGGGUCGAGAAUGAGUCGGUGGCGUUAACGUUGUGGUUUUGUUGCCUCUAUGAUAGCCUGAAUUUUAUCCGAUUACUUCGAGUCGUUAUUACUCCCUCAGUUGUUGAGAGGAGAAAACGACUCGAAGCAAUCGGAUGAAUUUCAGGCUACCUCUAUGAGAGAUCGACUAUUAUUUUGCUCGAAAUGUUUAGUGAUAUGUGUUGUCUAGAGGAUAAUGUAUCCCGGAACUGUCAGACAAACACAGUGGCUCGAUCCGUUUAAUGGAGAUCGGCGUUGCGAUCGCUGUUUGCGAGAAGAAAAAAAUGCUAAAAAGGUGGGUAAUUUUCACUUUUUAUGUUUACACAAGUCACGAGAAUUUAUAUAGCGGGUGAAGAAACACUAUUGGGCUUUGUUUUGGCGAGUAACCGUGUACCGAGUUGUAAGGAAGAAGAAGUUUUGUAAAACGUAUAGUCUGCUACACAGCCGGUUUUAGAGUCGUCACGCAACGCUCCUCCCCACUAACGGCUUGUGGGGAGGAGCGUUUCGUGACGACACUAAAAACGGCUGUGUAGCAGGCUAUAAAACGUAUGGACCUUUUAACGUUUCGUGCUAAAUUGUACAACUUGACUGUUCGAUCUGUACAAACACACAAGUCACUGCAAACACCUUAGAAAUUUUAUUCUUCAUAGCUUUUAUCGCAAAACAGUAAGACACAUUAGAAAAUUGAAAAGCAGAGAAAUUGCUUUGAUUUAAUAUUAGUAGCAUAGCAUAGUUUGUACCUAGUUGCAGGAAAGUGGCAGUAAAUUACCGUUUCGGUCCAUUAAUUUUCAUUCAUCAAAACAAACAACCACUCUGACUGUUCAUCGCAGAGGUUUGUGCUUGGUCCAAGUCUCGUGCUUCCCGGCUUUCUCGGUAUAAAAACGGAAACUUACUAUUUCGAUGGAAAGAAAUAUUCUUUGACUUAUUUUGGCAUAUAUGGAUUAACUUGUAUCGAGCUCGCACGGAAGCGGCACGUAGGGUUGUUUGAUGCUAAAAUUCGACAUGAUUUUGAUCGAUCAAACGACGUCUCAUUGUUAAAUUAAAUCAAAGAUUACAUGUAAGCUUAUUAUAGCUUUUUAAAAAAUGGGCGAUUGCUUACUAUCGAAUUUCGAUCUUGCAAAACUCCAUUUUGAUCGAUCCAACGUACAUUAUUAGAAAUUUCAAAAUUAUCUAUGCUAGAAAUUUUCCUCUUUGCUGUGCUCAGCUAACUGUACAUCAGUCAAACUUGCAAUUAAUGUAUCAGUCAAUUCCAGCUGCGCCCAGCCCCGGCGGCAUUAGCAUUUUUUUUUUUUGACUUGGAUGGCAAAUUCCCGGGGGUGGGGACUCUUGAGCUGUUAAAUCCCCUGGGGUGGGGACGAAAAAAGAGGGCAAAUGCCCCGUCCUCCGUCAACACUACAACAUUUUUCAUUGAUACAACAGUCGAGCAGUGCCAUUUUAAGCAUUUUAAUGUGCGAUUUUUUGUUUCAAUUAACGUCUUCCUUUGUAAUAGCGCGAGGAUUCUAAUUAAGACUUCACGCCGUGACGACACCAGUUUAUGAUAUCAGUAUUGUUAUAAAAUUAUUGACAUUAAAAUUAAUAGUGCGCUGUAAAGUUUACCGCCAUGAAUAGUUUUAUAAAUAUGAAAGGAUUUUCUUCAAAUAAUAUCAAGAAGAACUUGAUUCAAUAACCAAAAAAAACGUUGAUUCACGUCGAUAGCUCCCGAGUUCCGCUAUGUAAUUCUGCCUUGAUAAGCACUGAAGAAAAGCAUGCAUAAAAUCGAGAACAUGCCUUCACAAACCUCUUCAAUUUUUUCCCGUCCUUGACAAAUGAGCCGCUCUGCUUGUUUUUGCAGUAAAAUCCUCUGUGUGGUUAUAUGCUGAAAGGAAACCGCGUGCGUGUUAAAAGCUCGGGUUUGGCCCCGGGUUUGGCAAAUACCCGGCCUCCGGGCAGCGAAAAAUUUGCGAAUGCCCCACCCCUGGGACUGACAAGGCGGGCAAAUGCCCCGCAGUAGCCCGGGGGGAGGGGGGCUGGGCGCAGCUGGAAUUGACUGAUGCAUAAAAGGAUCGACAAAUCGAUUAUAAUAUUUUGUAUUUUAAGUUGGUUUCGGGAUUAUCCUCAACGAGGUACACAAGGGUAUAGGUUUGGGUUUUCUGUGGUUACUUCUUUGCUUGUUUUUGAAUAAAUUACAAGGCAAUGAAAUAUUGACAUAUCCUUUACUUAUUUACUUUUUUUUCAGAGAAGAUGAACUUGAUCCCAAAUCAAACGAUAAGUGCAGCAACACUUUUCGAAGUUUUCUGAUGAUGAUUAACUAAAAGAAGAUGCCGGUAGUUUGUCUUUGAAGUGUCUGUAUGAGAAUGACAAUAAUAUGAAUAAAGAUCUUACUCAUGGGAAGAUCUGGGUUUUUAGUUUUUUGUAGUUUAGCGUGUACAAUAAACACUUCAAUAACCAGAACAAAUUUAAAAUCCUGGCAUAAUUAUUCCAACCAUUAUGUUCUCUUCCUCUUCAUAAAGGGUGUUAUUUCAAAGAUUUUUCCCUCAAAAUAUUAAUUUACUACCUAAGACUGUGACUGAAGCUUAUGCUAAUUUAAAGAAAAAGAAAACUAGCUGCAACACUACUUUGAAGCAAAACAUUGUUAUGCAGUCAUGGUCAAGUACACCCCUUUGGAACGUUCGAGUCUAAUUUCCAGUCUGAUUUGCUGGCCGGUAGUAUUUUGUUUCCAUUUAUUCAUCGUCAAUUCAUCAUCAAAGUUCAUAUGGGUUGUGGUACAUUACUGCAUAGUGCACAUUUUCCCCCGGCGCUCUAUCAUUUUAUAAACGAAAAGAAGGCCGGGUUACGCACUCGUGCGUCUUGUUCAACUUAUAAAUUGUUGUUUUUCAUGUUAACGUGUUUCUAACGAUUGCGUUCACCACACAAUUUGACCCACACUACAUUUCGCUUCUGCCGCUCCACGGCCGGAUUAAUUGAAGUAAACAUGUGUUUGAUGGUUCUAUGUUUAUUUUUAAUAACAGAACUGGUUUUAUUUUGUUCCUUAGAUGCUAUGUUUGCUACAGAAAACACACUAUUUGCUCCCGCUAUUCACCAUAUUCCUAAGCAAGAGAGAGUGAGCAUUCUCUCUUGUCCUGCCUCAGGUAAGAGCGCUACCCGUCUUUCACCCUUUAGACUAAUCAAUCACUCACCUUUGUCAGGGGCAUGCACCUAACGACUUUUUCCCAUAAACUAUUAAACUGUUCGAAGGAGCAAAUAUUGCCAAGAAAUUUAGCCUAAAGCUCGAGAAAAAAUUUCUGAAUAACCGUUCUAUUCGUCUAAGAUAUUCGGAAUUUUUGUACUAACUUACUUACUUUCGGAGGCUGACUUUGUCACAUUUUCGCAGGAGCAAGAUUUGCAUGGGAUUAUUGUUAAAAAGAAUAUUUCCAACCGACAAUUAACUUCCCGUUCUGACUCCCUUUCUUUUUAUAGUUAUUGAUUUGAAAGCCUGCUUGGCUUGAACGGUCGUAGCCUGAGAAAACAGCCAAUAUCUUCUGAUUGGUUAAAGCAAAUUUUCAACCAAUCAGAAGCACUACCCAGAUCUGGGAAGUAACACGUCAUCAGUAUGGAAUUUCUGCGCUCGUUUCUCAGACGUCAUUUCGUGGGAAAACCAGUGGUGCGUCGCGAAAUGACGGCUGUUUUCUUAGACUAGAGGCGCUUUCCAUUUAGGAAAAGAACCCGGAAAUUUCGGUGGGAGCAAAAGUGGAAUUUCCGAUUGGUGAAAAGUUGUUCCAUUUGGUCUUAAACCCCGGUACGUCGCGGUGCCCGACCGUGGACCUGGAACUGGUACAAACUACGAGAAACGUAAAUGGAACACGACCUCCGUUCGGAAAUUCCAACCGGGAAAACGGGCCCACCUUUUUAGAUUUUCCAAUUUUUCUGGGAAUUUUCCAGUGGGACGAACCGACGAUACGUGUUCCAUUUACCGCCGAACCAGAAAUUCCGGAAAUUUUGACUAAAUGAAAAGCGCCCUAGAGCAUUCGAACGUACACAAUGCAAGGAGGGAGUGACCAAUCUCCAUCCUCAAGAAAGUCAGCUGUUCUCGUUGUUCACAGCUGACAGUGAUGUAUUUUAUAUCAUUGAAACUAUAUAAUAAAUUGUUGCGUCAACUUGGCUUUUAGCUGAAAGAUCACCUCUCUUGGCCAGAAAACAAAAGAUCAGUGAGUGGCGAAAGUUCCUGCAAGGACUGGAACCUUUUGAUAGAGAAGAAUGGAAUCAAAGUGGCAAUCUCUGGAGGGUUUUUAUUGUAUUUAAGGUAAGAAUAUUGUCACGUUUCUCCAUCUCUUUCUUAUUACAAGCUCGUAUAUUUUGUCUGUCUGCACUCUUCCUCCUUGUUUGCCGACAAUGAGCGCCAGUUUUUAUGUAAUUCGGAGUUCUAGAAGAGCAUAUUAUGUUUUAAUCAAACGGUUGAGAAAUCAGGUUCGAGGAGACAGUCGAAAGUUUUGGCUGCGUUCUUUAGUUGUCAGUUACCUCAUAUAAUUCUUGUUUCCUGUGUGGAAAUACCGUAACCUUCCUCUGAUAACUCCCCCCAAGUCAUAGGCCCAUCUACCGGUAAACAAAAAAAUACAUUCGUUUAUAAGCUCCCAUACCCCUGUAGCUUUUACUGAAAUCAUUUCGAUUUUUUUACGACGUUUUCAAGCUUAAAAAAGCGAGCAAAUUUUAAAGUGUAUUUUGAUAAGCACUACUACCCACGUAGCUUAUUUUGAAACGUUUUUUCUUAAGUCCGGUCAUAAGCCCUCCCGCAUAUAAGCUUAUCCGUUUAUAAGCCCACCUACAACCCUUUACGAAGUUGUAUAAGCCCAGGACUUGUAAGCGGAAGUUUACGGUUUUAUCUUCACAUUAAGAGCACCACAGAAUGUUUUAAGAUAACAAGUUUGUGUAUUGUCCGCAGGUUCCUGCUGUAUUUUUUCUAAAUCUAACCAUUCCAGUGGUAGACUAUGAUAAAAAAGAUCAUAAUUGGAACAAGUGGUUAAACGUACUACAAUGCUUAACAAUGCCAGUAUUUGCUGUUGUUGCAACAAAAGGUUGGUAGACGUUGCCUAUAAUGAAAGAUAUUAAUAGACCCCUUCAAGUUAGGGAAAAUUCGUCAGCACAACUGGAAAGAGCGCCUUCAUAUUAGUGAGCAUACUUGCCAAGUAUGAAGGUGAUAGGUCUUAAUCGAGCGAAGAUAUCAACCUCGCCCCCAGGGCGCUUUUCCCUGGCUUUGAGGUGGGGCAGGAAAAACUCUGGUCUACCUGCCAUCUUCGGUGUUUUGUUUAUCGUAUGCUAAUUUAGUACACCCACAAAUUGUGGGUGUUUGGUGGUCAUGUGACCGGCCGAUGCCAGGGCCUUUUCCCGCUCCACCUCCAAAGCCAGGGAAAAGCGCCCUGGGGACGAGGUUGCGAAGAUAUAGCUUCGCAAAUUUGCCAGAAUUUACAGACGUUUGCAUGGGGGGGGGGGGCAAAUUUGUUCUCCCACAUUACAAACGUCUGUAAAAUUUCGCGACUUUGAGGAGCUGCGACUUCGUUAGUUUUCCAGAAAUCACCGUCAAACUUGGCCAUUUUACUAAUUUGAAGGCGUUCUUUCCAGGAGUCGACGGAUUUUCCCUAACUUGUCCUUAUCAAAAGUUGAAAAAAAAAAACCGUGGAAAAGUCUAUUCAUCGUGGUAUGUGUAUGAAAGGGCUCGUUUAUGAUUUGCCUCACGAAUAGUCAUUUUAUUUUUGAUUUACAAGAAAUGUGGCUCUCGCAGCCUUUAGUCUGUUAUGUUCUUUCGUAGUUUUUCUCGAGCAAGUAAUCGGCUCCUGCCCACGGCUCUCCUGUUUUAAAUGCUAAUAGGUGAAUAAUCAAUCAAUCAACGGGAAAAAAUUCCAGCGAGCUACGUGGCACUUUGAAACGUAAUUCAAGGAAAUGUUCAUGUAAAAGUAAAACAUGAACAAGAGUGCUGUGUUUUUUGUGCAAUUGUUUUCCAAACGUUUUAGUAGACUGCGUAGCAAGUCCCGGUUUUUUUAGGGCAAGGGGACAAAUUUCGAGACCACGCGCGCGCACGAGGGGAGGAAAGGAGAGGAGGCUUCUCUCUCGCGUGUUCCCCUUGCGCGUGUUUUAAAAACUUACCAAAAAAACUAAGUUUCUGGCGUGGCCCUUUAUCUGCAGAAUUACAAUUACACGGCUCUUUUGUUUAUAUUUUACUUUAAAUGAACAAAUCCUUGGAAAGUAAGUGAAUUACUGUAACUUUUCAGAUGUUGAUUUGUUGGAGAAGCAGAGGCCAAGUUAGUGUAUGUUAAUCCUGACCCUACUCGGUUUCUUGUUAUCCUCAGUUAGUGGUGUUAUGAUUGGUGGAAGGUUUCCUGUGUGGGCGUUGGCGCUGUGUGGUGGACUUCUACUUGCUGUCAUUGUUGCGAUGACAACUAGGAGUGACAGACGGCCAUCUGGCCACUUUGUAAGUAUCUUCAGCCCCAAACAGCAUUCAGUAAUAAAAUUGAAUUCCCCUUGAAGCGGUAGGAAAUGUCCCAGCGCGGCUGAGAAACUGUCUGUAAAAUGAACUCGCAGAGUUGUACAAGCAAACGUUGGAAGGUUUAUUGGUUUUAGAACCUCCUAUUAAAAUUUCCAGACGCAGUUUAGUAAGCUUUGACAGUAUAUAUUGUGGACUUUUUAGUCUUUACUAAUACUUUCACUUCAUUAGCAACAUCGAGGUAAAGUAACCCUCACUGGCCUCUGGAAAAUUUUUCCCUUAUCCUCAAAGAAAGCAAAACAUAGAUCGUCAAUUUGAUUUGAUUUUACUUGUUUCAGAUUCCGCUGAAUUAAAAUCGGACGCAGGAUAUGCCGUGACAGCCGACUUUUGGUUUAGUGUUACACGAUGUGCCAUUUGCAAUAAGAUUAUGCGCUCAAAUCGAGCUAUACAAUACACACUGUACGUAAUGUCUGUAAGAGCUGUAAAACAAAGUGAAUUCAAAGUCUCUACUUAGUAAGAACAUGUACUCUGGGAUAGAAAGUAUCGCGGGCAUCAUAAGAAUGGAAGGGAUUGUAAUUUCAAGAAGUUACAAUUACUUUCCUGGCAGAAAUCGUAAAGUGCUUGUUUUGUCUUUUCAGCUGUUCGCUUACUUGGCAUUCGUUGUAUCAGUUAUCUGGAUCUACACGACAGCGAACGAGAUUGUGAACGUACUACAGGUGAAGUUGCAUAAUUAACCGUUAAAGAGAAGAGUGAUCCGCCCUGCACCAUUUUCUCCUUGUAAUAUCUUUGCGUCAUAAAAUAUUUUGGUCACGAGAAUUAAGGAAUCGAUCAGAUAAGAUGAAUUUAGUUGACACUCUAACAACCUCUUGACAAUACUUCUAUAGGCGAAUCUUUGCUGACGUCAUUGUUUACAUUUUUCCUCAUUAGCAUACGACUUAACUCACAGAAGCCGUGGCCGUAUAUACGAACUAAAUGCAAAAGUUGAAAGAGCUGAUUAAGUGGAGCAAUUUUUGCAAUUUUCAGCUCUUUGCGAGCAAUAUUGAGGGAAAUAUCAGCAAUCAAAAACUGCGAAAUUGCUGUGUGGCAAAAAAGUUAAUGAGCCAUACAUUCUCUGUAAAAUUUCCAGUUUUCAGAAGAGAAUUUCUCCGAAACCAUUAGGUGUUUUGGGCUCAAAUUUUCAGGGAUAACUGAAACUGUUAUGCUCUUUCAAUAUUCAGAGUUUUUAUUUUAUUAGCGUCUUCAGAUAGUGAUAAGCAUAUGUUAAUGAGGCAAAAAGUGUAAACAAAGAUUCGCCUAUAGGAAGUGUUUAUUAGGGUUUAGGGGGUUGCAACGUCCUUGACCCGAAAACAUCAAAAGCGCGAAUAAUAGUCACGUGAUAAAGGUGUAUACUUAAACUCUUAAACUUGCUCAUGAAGAUGAUUUUAAGUACAACCUGGGUCUCCCUUUCAAUGUUCUUGAAACAUAAUUACCCCGACCAAAGUACUCGGCUAGUAACUAACAACUUAGCCGCGAGACGGGAGUUAGAUUGAAGGAUGCGUCGCAUGUUAUGUUUGUUUUUCAGACCUUUGGUAUCGUGUCCGGUAUGAGCGAUGCUAUUCUUGGCCUGACUUUUCUAGCCUGGGGAAACAGCAUCGGUGGUAAGUUUCUUGCCUUUCAAUAACUAACAACUUAACUUUUUACUUGUGGAGGCCUGUGUAGUGGUUCUGGAGGUCCGUGGUUCAAGCCUCGCCCGUCGCGUUGUUUCAUUAGAUAAGGAACUUUAGUCAACUUUGCCUCUGUUCACCCAGGUGUAUAAAUGUGUACCAGCGACAUACUGCUGUUGAUGGGGGGCGGCUGUUGUGGUAACCGUGCGAUUGACCAGCAUACCGUCCAGGAAAGAGUAGCGAUACUCCUAGGCAUACUUCAUGUUAAGGAGACCGGGAUAAGCUCCGGCCAAGGAACUUGCAAAAUAUGUUUGCUAUAACGAGGUUUCGUUAUAUCGAGGUUCUUUUUCGUUUAUUUUACUUUCCCUGGGGUGAGAAAUUUGUCUUUAUACCGUGGACUUCGUUAUAGAGUUUCGUUAAAUCGAGGUUCCAGCGUAUUAGUGUUUAACUGAAUAACGUUACCUUUCCAACUGAAUUUGUCCACCCUCUUGGCUGUACUGUACAAUAGUUUUGCUAAAGAGGUUUCAUUUGAAUGGUCAGUAACACUACAGCCCAGUCAGUACCAUUCUCGAACGUGUGUGUGAACGUGAGUGUUUUUAACUAUUGUUUUGGUUAAUUCCUCAGAUUUAGUAUCCAACACUACCAUGGCGAGACAGGGGUUUUCUCGUAUGGGUGUAUCAGCUUGUUUUGGAGGUCCUUUGCUUAGUAUCCUUUCAAAAACGCAAGAGAACGACGAAAAGGAACUUUCGACUUGCUCACUAGUCGACGUUUUUGAGCGACGAAUUCACGAAAGCGAGCGACGACAUUAGGCUCUUCAUAGCCAAAAACACGUGGAUUAACUGAUAGACGACCAAUAACAUCGAUCAAUAACAUCGCGACAUUGACCACUCCAGAAAAUACCAUAACUUACCAUAAUGCUCUGUUCGUCACCCCAAUAUUUUGCAUAAGCAUUGUUUUCAGUUUCUCUUGCGGCCAUUUUAACUCCCAAGAGAAACUGAAGACAAUGCUUAUGCAAAAUUUUGGGUUGACAAACAAAGAGCAUUAUGGUAUGUUAUGGUAUUUUCUGGAGUGGUCAAUUGAUCAAUCAGGUCAAUAACCAGAGUUUAACACGAUCAACUGACGUGGUACAUAAAGUAACGUCAAUUCGAACGUGUUUGUGUAUGAUUACUCCUCAGUUGUAAUAGUUCUUAACUCCCUUUAGAUAUGCUAUUAGGUAUCGGUAUCUCCUGUACAUACCUCACCAUAUCACGUGGACAUGCAAUACCGGUAAGUAGCUCAUGUUUGUUCAUUUGAUAAUUUAUUUAUGAACAAAAGAUAAAGUUAUACAGUAUCGUAUGCCCCGCAAAUAGCUAUCAAGGUGAUCUAUUUCAAUAAUGCAUAUUUAUCUCGGUUUCGUAUACAUAGUACUGCGGAAAAAUUCAAUGCUGACGUUUGGACGUAAUCGCCUAAAACGACUGAGCCUGCGACCACACAAAAAAAAAACAGUACGUGCAAGUCACUUUUCUAGUCCCCGUACGGAGUCUUUCCAGGCCUUCUGGGUCAAUGCAUCUCGGUGACGUGUCGCUCAGACCACGUGACCCGAAAUGAAUAGGCCGCGCGGAAAUACUGAGGCCUAGGAGCGAGGCAAGCAAGCCACUUUAGCCGACACUAUCUGUUAGCAAAAGGGAAAAAGAAGGCUUUCCCUCCCUCAGUCCCUUUAAAAAAUGUUGUGCAGCUGUUUAAGCUACAUGUUAGAAACUUCAUUAAACAACCCGACUUUGAAUGGGAAGUCGAAGGGAUCCAGAUUGUUAUGUUCUUUGAAAUAUACAAGCCCUAGUUGACGACAAUUUUUGCUGCCCAUUGAAGUUACAGGAAAAGUGUUGAACAGUUGUGCUUUCUCAGUUUUGUCUACAUUCUGUGCUGAAAGUGGCUUUAGUGUUUUUAAACGACAAUUUGUUCAAACGCCUAUUUUGCACAAUGAGGAGAUCUGCCUACAACUACCAGAAUCCUUCAGAAUUCAUAUUUUUGUGCAAAUUGAUCCUGUUAUUGGUUAAAUAUUGAAUUUAAAUAUGAAAGCAAACAUUAUGAACUCAAAUGAAGACAUUUUGAAAUGACAUUUGUAUCUAGUUCAAUAAUUUAUGUAACAACAAUCUUCUUUUGUUCCUUCUCUAUCCAGUUACGUCACAACUAUAAUCAGUACAUAAUCUCCGCAGGAUUCCUCGCCACCAGUCUUAGCUCGUCCGCCAUUGUGAUUCCUUUGAUGGGUUUCAAAGUACCCCGGAUGUAUGGCGUUUAUCUCAUACUCUUGUAUAUAGCUUACUUAACUACUUCUAUUGUGGCUCAAAUUAAGCAUUUUUGAUGUAGAAUAUAAUUCCAUUCUACAGUAAACUAAGGUAUAUAAAAGAAGAUACUUAAAACUGUUUUCUAGGGCGAAGAGUCAGGGCUGGCAGACCAGACCACUCAACUUGAAAUUGUCGAAAUUUCGCCAAACUUAUCACUGGUUUGCAUACUAUUUAUGAAUCGACCGAUCUAGUUGAAUAGCCCUGAUUUAUUGGAAUUCUCUCUUGGAGUUGACUGGUAUGACCGGGCAUGUCUGAUAAAUGUGUAGCGCCUUAAGAAAGAUGCGAUAAGUGUUAUAUUUGAUCCUUUAAAUUAAUAUUUUUAUGCCCACGGUGGUGAAUGGAAGUGCUAUGAAAUGGUAUUGAAAAAUAAUUUAAACAAUUGUUAUUUAAAGUUAUGGUAUUUUUAAAUUAAUUAUUCUUAUCGUGGCCUAUAAUGCCAAGAACUUUUUCUAACUAAAUUUUUAGUUUUUAGGUCAAAAAUAUUUAAUCUUGUUCCCUUUUUUACAUUGUUUUCUUCAGCAAAUGACAGAAGUUUUAUAGUCUCAUACUUUAUAGAUAAACAUUGUAAUUUACUUGUAAAAAUUGGUCUUUUUUUAAAGACGGGUUCAAUUUUCGUAAAUUUAAUUUCGAAAUCCCUCAAACUGGAACAGAUUUUUUAAUGCUUUGAAUAUUUGACAAUUCAAAAAAUGUAACUUAAGGAAUGUAUUGGUAUCUAAUGAUAAUGUACACAAACAUUUGUUGUUAUUGACUGAGCGACCACUAAGUCUUGACAUUGAGGGUGGUCUAACCUUACGCGAGGCUUGCCUUAGUUAGAACUAGUUAACCUCAG